Xenopus laevis (African clawed frog) is the source of this 450-nucleotide messenger RNA. RefSeq names its product preprocaerulein type I'-like. The transcript is spliced from 4 exons. Lineage: Eukaryota; Metazoa; Chordata; Amphibia; Anura; Pipidae. The record is from RefSeq and is a predicted model, not a curated record. The coding region runs from base 76 to 351 and encodes 91 amino acids.
AAACAAGGCAAUACAACAAUCUGUUCUGCCCACCCUGCUAAAGCUGUUUUUGAAAAGCAGUAACUUUCAGAAAGCAUGUUUAAAGGGAUAUUUCUUUGUGUAUUAUUUGCUGUGCUAUCUGCAAAUUCAAUGGCACAUCUAAGACGCUCUGCAGAUGCAAGGAGUGAUGAGAUUAAAAAACGAGACAUCCAGAAAAUUAGUCAUUCUUUAGGUAAAGCUUUACAGCAUGCUAUGAAAGCGGGACGCCUACAAAAACGGGAAGCCAAUGACAUGGAUUUAGAUCGUCACUCUGCUGAUGAAUUUGAAAAUCCUCUGAAACGAGAUUAUACAAUACGUACAAGAUUACAUUGAAGUUGAACAAUAAGAGGAUUCAUUUAAAAAUAUCCAGACCUACAGAAAUAUCAACCUGUUUCUGCAAAAGGAUAAAUAAACUGAAUUGAGCAAACUGAA